Messenger RNA from Thermochaetoides thermophila DSM 1495, 1437 nucleotides. RefSeq lists its product as uncharacterized. The record is from RefSeq and is a predicted model, not a curated record. Gene Ontology annotation, biological process: amino acid transmembrane transport. Gene Ontology annotation, cellular component: vacuolar membrane. Gene Ontology annotation, molecular function: amino acid transmembrane transporter activity. Lineage: Eukaryota; Fungi; Ascomycota; Sordariomycetes; Sordariales; Chaetomiaceae. The transcript has 2 exons. Bases 1 to 1437 code for a protein of 478 amino acids.
AUGGCGGCCAUCAACUCCGCCAUGGACAUGAACGCCCAAACCAACGGCAAGAAGUACGGCUUUGACGACCAAAGCCCAGCUGUCAUGGAUUCCUCAUCUGACAACGAAGUUGGUGAAAUCCGUCCGACCGCUAUGACGGACUAUGAGAAGCAAAAGAUCGCGGAAGGUCAGGCCAAGUUCCAUCAGCUCGGUUGGAAACGCCUCACCAUUGUGCUGAUUGUUACUGCCGUCGCCCUCGGCAGUCUCAGUCUCCCCGGGGCCUUCGCCACUUUGGGCAUGGUCGCUGGUGUCAUUCUCACUGUUGGCAUUGGUCUUUGCGCGCUGUAUUCUAGCUAUGUGAUCGGCCAAGUCAAGCUCAAGUACCCUCACAUCUCUCAUUACGCAGACGCGGGCCGCAUGAUGUUUGGCAAGGUUGGCUACGAGGUUGUCGGCGCAAUGUUCGUCUUGCAGCUCAUUUUCACGACUGGCUCUCACGUCCUGACGGGAGCGAUCAUGUUCGACAACCUGUCAGAUAACGGUGCGUGUACCAUUGCCUUCACUGUCGUCUCUGCCAUCAUCCUGUUCUUGGUGGCUCUCCCACCGAGUUUCUCGGAGAUGGCCAUCCUCGGUUACAUCGACUUCGCGUCCAUUAUUGCGGCCAUCUUAAUAACUAUCAUCGCUACCGGCAUCCGUGCGAGCGACGCCCCUGGCGGCCUUGCUGAAGUGAACUGGUCCGCAUGGCCCAAGCCAGAUUUGACAUUGGCCGAGGCUUUCAUCGCCAUCACCAACAUCGUUUUCGCCUACAGUUUUGCGCUCUGCCAGUUUAGUUUCAUGGACGAGAUGCACACGCCGCGCGACUUUAGCAAAGCUGUUAUUGCUCUGGGUGUUUUUGAAAUCGCCCUGUACACCCUCGUUGGUGCGUUAGUCUACCGCUUUGUCGGUGCCGAUGUCCGUUCGCCUGCCCUUCUGUCGGCUGGUCCUACGGUUUCUAAAGUUGCCUUUGGCAUCGCCAUUCCCGUAAUUUUCAUUUCGGGCAGUAUCAAUACUGUGGUGGUUGCCCGUUAUCUUCACGAGCGCAUGUUCAAAAACUCUGUCAUUCGCUACAUCAACACACCCAUGGGUUGGGCUACCUGGGUCGGCCUGGACGCCAUCAUCACUAUCAUCGCUUGGGUCAUCGCCAGCGCUAUCCCUUUCUUCUCGGAUCUGUUGGCUAUUUGCUCGGCUCUUUUCAUCUCUGGUUUCACGUUCUAUUUUCCUUCCAUCAUGUGGUUCAUGUUUGUCAAGGAAGGGAGUUGGUUCUCAUUAAAGAACAUGGCUCUUAGCAGCGCCAAUCUGGUGAACCUCAUUGUUGGACUUGUAGUGCUUGGUGUCGGUACCUACGCUAGUGUCUGGGAUAUUGACCACCGGUAUGAUCUGGGCAUCGUUCCGGAUCCGUUCAGCUGCGCGCCUCUUGGUUAA